Messenger RNA from Siniperca chuatsi (mandarin fish), 1284 nucleotides. RefSeq names its product polymerase (RNA) III (DNA directed) polypeptide G (gene polr3g). Bases 302 to 946 code for a protein of 214 amino acids. Gene Ontology annotation, biological process: transcription by RNA polymerase III. The transcript has 8 exons. NCBI's taxonomy places the organism in Eukaryota, Metazoa, Chordata, Actinopteri, Centrarchiformes, Sinipercidae. The record is from RefSeq and is a predicted model, not a curated record. Gene Ontology annotation, cellular component: RNA polymerase III complex.
GUAGCGUGUGUGCUUAGGUUUCCACGCCGGUGCUAGCACAGCCGUACAAAUCUUCAUUAGGUUUAACUGUAAAUCUAGUGAUAUCAGGAGUUAGUUGACCCGCCGAACAACAGAUAAAACUGAGUAGCUGAAUGUUAAUGACACGUAAACUCGAAAAGUGAAAUGGAGACUUGGUAAAGGCUAAAUGCCGCUGAAUAGCCCUGAAAUACACAGACUUACGUCUCCACAUUAGGAGAAAUUUACUAACAGUCCCAUAGUGAGUAUUACAACAUUUGUGUUGGUACAGAGGAGGCUUGCAGCCAUGGCAGGCAGGGGUCGUGGAGUAGCUGCCUUUACCUUCAACAUUGACGCUCUGGGCAUCGGCAGGGGCAGCAUGCCAGAAGCCAGGGUGGGGCCCAGCCCGCUGUUUCCAAGCACAGACUUUAAACCAGUGCCGCUGAAAGCUGGCGAGGAUGAGGACUACAUGCUGGCCUUAAAACAGGAAAUGAGGGGAACAAUGCAACGGCUACCACACAACAUCAAGCCUCUGUCCAAUAAAGCAGAAGUGGAGAAAUACACGGAGAGAUACCUGAAGCAAAGCCAGAUGGAAGAUGAGGAAUGGACUCCAGACUGGAACCUCUUCCCAAAAGAAUUGAUGCCCCGAAAGAAAAAAACUCGUGUUAAACCAGGCACAAAGAAGAAAACUGUGAAGCUAUCAUGCAAAGACACAGAAGAUAUGCUGAGUAAAUUAGAUGAACUGGCAAAGAAAGAUGGGAACCCUGAAAAAUCAGACGAUGAGACUGAAAACAAAACAGGGAAUAAGGAUGAGGAGGAAGAAAUCGAAGCAGAAGAAUAUGAUGAAGAGGAUAUUGAAGAGGAAAACGACUACAUUGAAAGCUAUUUUGACAAUGGCGAAGAUUUUGCUGCAGAAAGCGAUGAUAAUAUGGAUGGUGAAGGAACGUACUGAGAGAGUCACUCAACCAAGCCUACACUGUUGAAGUAAACAAUCAUGUGAUUGUUUCUAUUGGUUAAAUAUUGUAGAUAAGUUGGGAAUGCUGUUUACCAAAGUGAUAUUUGUUUGCUUUGUUUUGUUUUGAUCUUGAGAUGCAAGCUAAGACUUAUGUAAAUAAGAAAUGCCAAACUAUGUGCACACUGGCAAUAAUUUAUUCAAAAUAGAUGUAUUUAUUUUCCAGCCUGUAGCACAUUUCCACAGGUUGAAAGGCACAUACUGUCAACAACAUGUAAUGCUUUUUCAUGAAGUAUCAAGUGAACACAGUGAUAAAAUAAAUGUAAAAUUUCACAUAA